CCAACUGCGACCUCCACCCCAUUGACCAUCUCGGCUGUUCCCACCAACGCCACCACGGCCACCUCCAGCAUGACAAGCCAACUUAGCAUGACUACAAAUCCGUGCUUGAAUGGUGGCACGUGGCAAGAUGGCAAGUGCAAGUGUCCCGGGGGCUUCCAAGGUGACUUCUGCAAUGACCCCACCUGCAAAAAUGGGGGCACCUGGGUCAACGGCCUCUGCCUGUGCCCCCCGACUUUCCAAGGGGACACGUGCGAGGACCUCAAGAAUAUCGUGGAGGUCAAAAAUGUGACGAUGAACGCGACGGUGGAGAUGACGACCAAAGUCGAUGUGACAUUUAGUGAAGAUCUCAAAGAUCCAAACUCAGAAGCUUACCGGGAAUUUGAGAGCAAGUUCCAGAACAAGACACGGCAGAUUUAUGGUCAUAUCGAGGGCUACAGAGGUGUGGAGAUCAAAAACCUGAGCCAGGGCAGCAUCGUGGUGGACUACGAGGUCCUCCUGGAGGUCACUGCCAACUCCGAGGCCAACGAGGUCGUGGAGAACAUCUCUAAGAUCCUUGCCACUGCCUUAAAAAACUACUCCGACUGUUCUUUCUGCUUCAACGCCAGCGCUACCCAAGUCAAAAACGUUACCGUGCAUGAUGUGGAAGAAGGUAAGUGA
Molecule: messenger RNA, 657 nt
Organism: Sturnus vulgaris (Common starling)
Lineage: Eukaryota; Metazoa; Chordata; Aves; Passeriformes; Sturnidae
Source: RefSeq, a predicted model, not a curated record